GGCGGCGGCAGCGGCGGGGCCGGGCAAGGUCCGCUGCGGUCCCGGCGGCUCCGCGGCUGCUCGGCUCUGAGCGCCUGGCGCGCCCCGCGCCCUCCCUGCCGGGGCCGCUGGGCCGGGGAUGCACGCGGGGCCCGGGAGCCAUGGUCCGCUUCGGGGACGAGCUGGGCGGCCGCUAUGGGGGUCCCGGCGGCGGGGAGCGGGCCCGGGGCGGCGGGGCCGGCGGGGCUGGGGGCCCGGGCCCCGGGGGGCUGCAGCCCGGCCAGCGGGUCCUCUACAAGCAAUCGAUCGCGCAGCGCGCGCGGACCAUGGCGCUGUACAACCCCAUCCCGGUCAAGCAGAACUGCUUCACCGUCAACCGAUCGCUCUUCGUCUUCAGCGAGGACAACGUCGUCCGCAAAUACGCGAAGCGCAUCACCGAGUGGCCUCCGUUCGAGUACAUGAUCCUGGCCACCAUUAUUGCCAACUGCAUCGUGCUGGCUCUGGAGCAGCACCUCCCUGAUGGGGACAAAACGCCCAUGUCCGAGCGGCUGGACGACACGGAGCCCUAUUUCAUCGGGAUCUUUUGCUUCGAGGCAGGGAUCAAAAUCAUCGCUCUGGGCUUUGUCUUCCACAAGGGCUCUUACCUGCGGAACGGCUGGAACGUCAUGGACUUCGUGGUUGUCCUCACAGGGAUCCUCGCCACGGCUGGAACGGACUUCGACCUGCGAACACUGAGGGCUGUGCGUGUGCUGAGGCCCCUAAAGCUGGUGUCUGGGAUUCCAAGUUUGCAGGUGGUGCUCAAGUCCAUCAUGAAGGCCAUGGUUCCACUCCUGCAGAUCGGGCUGCUUCUCUUCUUUGCCAUCCUCAUGUUUGCCAUCAUUGGCCUGGAGUUCUACAUGGGCAAGUUCCACAAGGCCUGUUUCCCCAACAGCACAGAUGAAGACCCCGUGGGUGACUUCCCCUGUGGCAAGGAGCCCCCAGCCCGGCUGUGCGAGGGCGACACUGAGUGUCGGGAGUACUGGCCAGGACCCAACUUCGGCAUCACCAACUUUGACAACAUCCUGUUUGCCAUCUUGACGGUGUUCCAGUGCAUCACCAUGGAGGGAUGGACUGACAUCCUCUACAACACAAACGAUGCAGCCGGCAACACCUGGAACUGGCUCUACUUCAUCCCUCUCAUCAUCAUCGGCUCCUUCUUCAUGCUCAACCUGGUGCUGGGCGUGCUAUCGGGGGAGUUUGCCAAGGAGCGAGAGAGGGUGGAGAACCGCCGUGCCUUCCUGAAGCUGCGCCGGCAGCAGCAGAUCGAGCGAGAGCUCAACGGGUACCUGGAGUGGAUCUUCAAGGCGGAGGAAGUCAUGCUGGCUGAGGAGGACAGGAAUGCAGAGGAGAAGUCCCCUUUGGACGUGCUGAAGAGAGCGGCCACGAAGAAGAGCAGAAAUGACCUGAUCCACGCAGAAGAGGGGGAGGACCGGUUUGCAGAUCUCUGUGCUGUUGGAUCCCCGUUCGCCCGCGCCAGCCUCAAAAGCGGGAAGACAGAGAGCUCGUCAUACUUCCGGAGGAAGGAGAAGAUGUUCCGGUUUUUCAUCCGGCGCAUGGUGAAGGCUCAGAGCUUCUACUGGGUGGUGCUGUGUGUGGUGGCCCUGAACACACUGUGUGUGGCCAUGGUGCAUUACAACCAGCCACGGCGGCUCACCACGGCGCUGUAUUUUGCAGAGUUUGUUUUCCUGGGUCUCUUCCUCACAGAGAUGUCCCUGAAGAUGUAUGGCCUGGGGCCCAGAAGCUACUUCCGGUCCUCUUUCAACUGCUUUGACUUUGGGGUCAUUGUGGGGAGCGUCUUUGAAGUGGUCUGGGCGGCCAUCAAGCCUGGAAGCUCCUUUGGGAUCAGCGUGCUGCGGGCCCUCCGCCUGCUGAGGAUCUUCAAAGUCACGAAGUACUGGAGCUCCCUGCGGAACCUGGUGGUGUCGCUGCUGAACUCCAUGAAGUCCAUCAUCAGCCUGCUGUUCUUGCUCUUCCUGUUCAUUGUGGUCUUCGCCCUGCUGGGGAUGCAGCUGUUUGGGGGACAGUUCAACUUCCCGGAUGAGACUCCCACAACCAACUUCGACACCUUCCCUGCUGCCAUCCUCACUGUCUUCCAGAUCCUGACGGGAGAGGACUGGAAUGCAGUGAUGUAUCACGGGAUCGAAUCGCAAGGCGGCGUCAGCAAAGGCAUGUUCUCGUCCUUUUACUUCAUUGUCCUGACGCUGUUCGGAAACUACACUCUGCUGAAUGUCUUCCUGGCCAUCGCUGUGGACAACCUGGCCAACGCCCAGGAGCUGACCAAGGAUGAAGAGGAGAUGGAAGAAGCAGCCAAUCAGAAGCUUGCUCUGCAAAAGGCCAAAGAAGUGGCCGAAGUCAGCCCCAUGUCUGCCGCGAACAUCUCCAUCGCUGCCAGGCAGCAGAACUCGGCCAAGGCGCGCUCGGUGUGGGAGCAGCGGGCCAGCCAGCUACGACUGCAGAACCUGCGGGCCAGCUGCGAGGCGCUGUACAGCGAGAUGGACCCCGAGGAGCGGCUGCGCUUCGCCACCACGCGCCACCUGCGGCCCGACAUGAAGACGCACCUGGACCGGCCGCUGGUGGUGGAGCUGGGCCGCGACGGCGCACGGGGUCCCGUGGGGGGCAAGGCCCGGCCGGAGGCUGCGGAGGCCCCCGAGGGCGUCGACCCUCCGCGCAGGCACCACCGGCACCGCGACAAGGACAAGACCCCCGCGGCGGGGGACCAGGACCGAGCAGAGGCCCCGAAGGCGGAGAGCGGGGAGCCUGUUGCCCGGGAGGAGCGGCCGCGGCCGCACCGCAGCCACAGCAAGGAGGCUGCGGGGCCCCCGGAGGGACGGAGCGAGCGCAGCCGAGGCCCGGGCCCCGAGGGCGGCCGGCGGCACCACCGGCGCGGCUCCCCGGAAGAGGCGCCGGAGCGGGAGCCCAGACGCCACCGCGCGCACCGGCACCAGGAUCCGAGCAAGGAGUGCGGCGGAGCCAAGAGCGAGCGGCGGGCACGGCACCGUGGCGGCCCCCGAGCUGGGCCCCGGGAGGUGGAGAGCGGGGAGGAGCCGGCGCGGCGGCACCGGGCCCGGCACAAGGCGCAGCCUGCGCACGAGGCUAUGGAGAAGGAAGCCAUGGAGAAGGAGGCCACGGAGAAGGAGGCCACGGAGAAGGAGGCCGAGAUAGUGGAAGCCGACAAGGAGAAGGAGCUCCGGAACCACCAGCCCAGGGAGCCACACUGUGACCUGGAGACCAGUGGGACGGUGACUGUAGGCCCUAUGCACACGCUGCCCAGCACCUGUCUCCAGAAGGUGGAGGAACAGCCAGAGGAUGCAGACAAUCAGCGGAAUGUCACUCGCAUGGGCAGUCAGCCCCCAGACGCGAGCACUGUUGUACACAUCCCAGUGAUGCUGACGGGCCCUCCUGGGGAAGCCACGGUCGUUCCCAGUGGUCACGUGGACCUGGAAAGCCAAGCAGAGGGGAAGAAGGAGGUAGAAGCGGAUGACUUGAUGAGGAGCGGCCCCCGGCCCAUCGUCCCGUACAGCUCCAUGUUCUGUUUAAGCCCCACCAACCUGCUCCGCCGCUUCUGUCACUACAUCGUGACCAUGAGGUACUUCGAGAUGGUCAUUCUUGUGGUCAUCGCCUUGAGCAGCAUCGCCCUGGCUGCUGAGGACCCAGUGCGCACGGACUCGCCCAGGAACAAUGCUCUGAAAUACCUGGAUUACAUUUUCACUGGUGUCUUUACCUUUGAGAUGGUGAUAAAGAUGAUCGACUUGGGACUGCUGCUUCACCCUGGGGCCUAUUUCCGGGACUUGUGGAACAUUCUGGACUUCAUUGUGGUCAGUGGCGCCCUGGUGGCGUUUGCUUUCUCAGGAUCCAAAGGGAAAGACAUCAAUACCAUCAAGUCCCUGAGAGUCCUUCGUGUCCUGCGGCCCCUCAAGACCAUCAAACGGCUGCCCAAGCUCAAGGCUGUGUUUGACUGUGUGGUGAACUCCCUGAAGAAUGUCCUCAACAUCUUGAUUGUCUACAUGCUCUUCAUGUUCAUCUUUGCUGUCAUUGCGGUGCAGCUCUUCAAAGGGAAGUUUUUCUACUGCACAGAUGAAUCCAAGGAGCUGGAGAGAGACUGCAGGGGUCAGUAUUUGGAUUAUGAGAAGGAGGAAGUGGAAGCUCAGCCCAGGCAGUGGAAGAAAUAUGACUUUCACUACGACAAUGUGCUCUGGGCUCUGCUGACGCUGUUCACAGUGUCCACGGGAGAAGGCUGGCCCAUGGUGCUGAAACACUCCGUGGAUGCCACCUAUGAGGAGCAGGGCCCGAGCCCUGGGUACCGCAUGGAGCUGUCCAUCUUCUACGUGGUCUACUUUGUGGUCUUUCCCUUCUUCUUUGUCAACAUCUUUGUGGCCUUGAUCAUCAUCACCUUCCAGGAGCAGGGGGACAAGGUGAUGUCUGAAUGCAGCCUGGAAAAGAAUGAGAGGGCUUGCAUUGACUUCGCCAUCAGCGCCAAACCCCUGACACGGUACAUGCCCCAAAACAGGCAGUCGUUCCAGUAUAAGACGUGGACAUUUGUGGUCUCCCCACCCUUUGAAUACUUCAUCAUGGCCAUGAUAGCCCUCAACACCGUGGUGCUGAUGAUGAAGUUCUAUGAUGCACCCUAUGAGUACGAGCUGAUGCUGAAGUGCCUGAACAUCGUGUUCACAUCCAUGUUCUCCAUGGAAUGCGUGCUGAAGAUCAUCGCCUUUGGGGUGCUGAACUAUUUCAGAGAUGCCUGGAAUGUCUUUGACUUUGUCACUGUGUUGGGAAGUAUUACUGAUAUUUUAGUAACAGAGAUUGCGGAAACGAACAAUUUCAUCAACCUCAGCUUCCUCCGCCUCUUCCGAGCUGCGCGGCUGAUCAAGCUGCUUCGCCAGGGUUACACCAUCCGCAUCCUGCUGUGGACCUUUGUCCAGUCCUUCAAGGCCCUGCCCUACGUGUGUCUGCUCAUUGCCAUGCUGUUCUUCAUCUACGCCAUCAUCGGCAUGCAGGUGUUUGGGAAUAUUGCCCUGGAUGAUGACACCAGCAUCAACCGCCACAACAACUUCCGGACGUUUUUGCAAGCCCUGAUGCUGCUGUUCAGGAGCGCCACGGGGGAGGCCUGGCACGAGAUCAUGCUGUCCUGCCUGAGCAACCAGGCCUGUGAUGAGCAGGCCAACGCCACCGAGUGUGGAAGUGACUUUGCCUACUUCUACUUCGUCUCCUUCAUCUUCCUGUGCUCCUUUCUGAUGUUGAACCUCUUUGUGGCUGUGAUCAUGGACAAUUUUGAGUACCUUACGCGGGACUCUUCCAUCCUAGGUCCUCACCACUUGGACGAGUUCAUCCGGGUCUGGGCUGAAUAUGACCCGGCUGCGUGUGGGCGCAUCAGUUACAAUGACAUGUUUGAGAUGCUGAAACACAUGUCCCCGCCUCUGGGGCUGGGGAAGAAAUGCCCUGCUCGAGUUGCCUACAAGCGUCUGGUUCGCAUGAACAUGCCCAUCUCCAGCGAGGACAUGACUGUCCACUUCACAUCCACACUCAUGGCCCUCAUCCGGACGGCACUGGAGAUCAAGCUGGCCCCAGCUGGGACAAAGCAGCAUCAGUGUGACGCGGAGUUGAGGAAGGAGAUUUCCGUUGUGUGGGCCAAUCUGCCCCAGAAGACUCUGGACUUGCUGGUACCACCCCAUAAGCCGGAUGAGAUGACAGUGGGGAAGGUUUAUGCAGCUCUGAUGAUAUUCGACUUCUACAAGCAGAACAAAACCACCAGAGACCAGAUGCACCAGGCUCCCGGAGGUCUCUCCCAGAUGGGUCCUGUGUCCCUGUUCCACCCCCUGAAGGCCACCCUGGAGCAGACGCAGCCGGCCGUGCUCCGAGGAGCCCGGGUUUUCCUUCGACAGAAGAGUUCCACCUCCCUCAGCAAUGGUGGGGCCAUACAAAACCAAGAGAGUGGCAUCAAGGAGUCUGUCUCCUGGGGCACUCAAAGGACCCAGGAUGGGCCCCACGAGGCCAGGCCGCCCCUGGAGCGUGGCCACUCCACAGAGAUCCCUGUGGGGCAGUCAGGAGCACUGGCUGUGGACGUUCAGAUGCAGAGCAUGACCCGGAGGGGCCCUGAUGGGGAGCCCCAGCCUGGGCUGGAGAGCCAGGGUCGAGCGGCCUCCAUGCCCCGCCUUGCGGCUGAGACUCAGCCUGUCACAGAUGCCAGCCCCAUGAAGCGCUCCAUCUCCACGCUGGCCCAGAGGCCCCGCGGGACUCAUCUCUGCAGCACCACCCCGGACCGCCCACCCCCUAGCCAGGCACCGCACCACCACCACCACCGCUGCCACCGCCGCAGGGACAGGAAACAGAGGUCCCUGGAGAAGGGGCCCAGCCUGUCUGCCGAUACGGAUGGUGCGCCAAGCAGUGCUGCUGGGCCGGGGCUGCCCCCGGGAGAGGGGCCUACAGGCUGCCGGCGGGAACGAGAGCGCCGGCAGGAGCGGGGCCGGUCCCAGGAGCGGAGGCAGCCUUCAUCCUCCUCCUCGGAGAAGCAACGCUUCUACUCCUGUGACCGCUUUGGGGGCCGUGAGCCCCCGAAGCCCAAGCCCUCCCUUAGCAGCCACCCCACGUCGCCAACAGCUGGCCAGGAGCCAGGUCCCCACCCACAGGGCAGUGGUUCCGUGAACGGGAGCCCCUUGCUGUCAACAUCUGGUGCUAGCACCCCCGGCCGUGGUGGGCGGAGGCAGCUCCCCCAGACACCCCUGACUCCCCGCCCCAGCAUCACCUACAAGACGGCCAACUCCUCACCCAUCCACUUCGCCGGGGCUCAGACCAGCCUCCCUGCCUUCUCCCCGGGCCGGCUCAGCCGUGGGCUUUCUGAACACAACGCCCUGCUGCAGAGAGACCCCCUCAGCCAGCCCCUGGCCCCUGGUUCUCGAAUCGGCUCUGACCCUUACCUGGGGCAGCGUCUGGACAGCGAGGCCUCUGUCCACGCCCUGCCUGAGGACACGCUCACUUUCGAGGAGGCUGUGGCCACCAACUCAGGCCGCUCCUCCAGGACUUCCUACGUGUCCUCCCUGACCUCCCAGUCUCACCCUCUCCGCCGCGUGCCCAAUGGUUACCACUGCACCCUGGGACUCAGCUCGGGCGGCCGAGCACGGCACAGCUACCAUCACCCUGACCAAGACCACUGGUGCUAGCUGCACCGUGACCGCUCAGACGCCUGCAUGCAGCGGGCGUGUGUUCCAGUGGAUGAGUUUUAUCAUCCACACGGGGCAGCAGCCCCUGGGGGGAGGCCUUGCCCACCUUGGUGAGGCUCCUGCGGCCCCUCCCUCCCCCUCCUUCCCUCUUUUACUCUAGACGACGAAUAAAGCCCUGUUAGAGGAUGCGGCUCUCUCUGUCCCCUUCCUGCCCUGCCUUCCUGGGUCUCGUACCACACACCAGACCCUAAACCGCAGGCUGCCGUGUGUAGCUGAGAAGGACCCAGGAGUCCAAAUCCCGUGUCCUGGGACUCAGCAUCCAGGGUGGCUUGGAGCCGUUGUGAGGAGCUCUGCGUCCUGUGGGGAGCACCCUUCAUGCGGCCGUGCAGCACAGAGAAGCAGGGCCCACCUGAAAGCACGCCGAGACCUCGGGACGGAGGGGAUGGGAAGGGGACACAGUCGUGGCUUGUGCAGCCCGCCGGUGUCAGUGAACGCUCACUCAGACACGCUCUGUCCCUCUCUGGACACCGUCAGCCCCACAGGGACUGAGUUGGAAAGUGUUCUUACUGUGGUUUUGAUUUUUAAUUGCAACACCUCUCAGUCUUGUCACUUCUAUAUACUUGAUGUAGAAAAAAUAGAAAACCAGAAAAAUGGGGAAGGAAAUGUUCACAUAACUUUAAAAAAUCAAACCUGUGGAAGAAAGAUGUCAGCUUUUUGCCACGUGUCUUUGUGGCUUAUGUGAGGAGACAGACUCCCUGUGCAGCCCUCUCCAGUCCAGGUGGAUCCCAGACGGCCCCUGGCUCUGCUGCUCUUGACCAAGUGCCUGACCGCCAGGCCCUCACACUCAGGCUCCUGGGCACUGUGGUGUGAGGCGAGGCCUCGGGAGCCAUCGUGGCAGGAUGUUGUGAAAAGUACUCGCAAUGGCAGCCAGAUAGCAAGCCUUUGCCAGUGGAGAGUACUGGACGUCAUGGUGGGAAACAAGGCAGCCAUUUGCUAUCCUCCUCCCACGAGUGGAAGGGGUUUCCAGGGAAGCCACAGGGUGGCUGACCAUGUGCUUGUGUGAGGCAUUUUCAGUCUGUUCUGCAUCUGAUUCUCAGGGCACACUCUGUGGUGUGUGAAAUAGGUUUCCUUCCACAUACAGCAGAAGAGUGGGAAAGGCUGGCAGGAAGGAGGGAGACAUUGGCUGGGGGCUUGGAUGUGGGGCCAUCAGGGCAGGAGGGAGGAAACCCCAGCUGGAAUGAAACUCAGAGCAAGUCACCGAGGGAGGACACCUGACGCCCAGCACUGUCCUGGCGCCAGACACGUAGCAGGCAGUCAAGUGAGGUCUGACCCCCAUGGCCAUGCUCAGGAGAGAAAGACCACGCUCAGGACACUGUCCAAGGUGCACGAGAUGCUGGGAGCCCCUUUUGUUUUGUGAAGAAAGGGAGCAUUUAGAGCAGUUGGUGGUGGUGUGUCCUCCGUGUUCUGAAAUUCCAGAUGAUCUGUGUUGGAUUCUUGGCUUCUACCCCAUGAUUCUCCUCAAAGAAAUUGUGUGUGAUGCGUGUGUGUGUGUCUGUGUCACAGGAGGCACAGUGCCUGUGCAGGUGUGUUCAGUGCGUGGAUGUCAUUAACCCAUAGGGCUAUGCAACAAAAGACACAUUUAAUAGAAAUAAAACACACAAGACCGCUGCCUGGUCUCGGGGUUCAGCAUGAUUGUGACCAAACCUUUUUAUAGAAUUUCCUUACCUGAAGGCACAACACUCUGGAACUUUAACGAUAACAGAGUAUUUUAUUCCAAUAGAAUAAACCAGGAAUCUCGGACUAUGCAUGUGAUCACUGUGCUCAUGUUGCAAAGUAGAAGGAUGUGUAUUUUGACUGAUGUUUUGUCUCUUGUUCCCCCGCCCCCAGCCCAUGUUAUCUUGGGUGUCAAAUGUGUCCAUUCCAUGCAGAACCACAGCCAUUUCCCCAGGCAGUGUUGGGUCGAGAAUCCACUUUUCUAGACCCACACAGCCUAGCUGGCUUGUCUGGACUCUUCUAGGCAUUGGAAUUGAUGAAAACUACAGGGAGCGGGGAAAGGAGACAUUAUGUCUUGUUUUCCUGACUUUGGGUUUUGUUUCUCACUGUGUCUUCUCCAGCUAUCAUAUAUGUCCCCUGAAUCUCAUAGUGAGUUGCCAAAUUUGAAAUGCAUCACCCAGUUGUCUGCAUCUGGAACCAGUCAAGCAGUGGCUGUAGUUUGAACAAGUUAUGUGUGCAUGUAACAUAUAUACAUAUAUACAUAUAUACAAGUAUGUGCAUGAUAAUGUAUAUCUUCGUACUUUUUGAUACAAUGUAUUCAUUUAAUUUUUAAUUAUAUUUGAUAUAAAUCAAAGGUUUGUUGCAAAACUUUAUAUUUAAGAAGUGUUAAAAAAAAGUCCCAACCAUGCAACACAACUGGGACCUACUUAAAAAAAAUUCUGUGAUUGACUAGUUUGCUGCCUGAGUAAUAUUUAUCAGCCAAACUUUGGAUUCUGCUAUUGUUUCUACAAUGACAUUUUGUAUGAAGCAAAGUCCUUGAAUUAAAAUAAAAACUUAGCAAAAAAUCAAAAACAAAACCCCA
Molecule: messenger RNA, 9747 nt
Organism: Piliocolobus tephrosceles (Ugandan red Colobus)
Lineage: Eukaryota; Metazoa; Chordata; Mammalia; Primates; Cercopithecidae
Gene: CACNA1B
Product: calcium voltage-gated channel subunit alpha1 B
Exons: 47
Coding region: 141-7172 (2343 amino acids)
Biological process (GO): calcium ion import across plasma membrane; chemical synaptic transmission
Cellular component (GO): neuronal cell body; membrane; voltage-gated calcium channel complex
Molecular function (GO): calcium ion binding; high voltage-gated calcium channel activity
Source: RefSeq, a predicted model, not a curated record